Molecule: messenger RNA, 2016 nt
Organism: Puma concolor (puma)
Lineage: Eukaryota; Metazoa; Chordata; Mammalia; Carnivora; Felidae
Source: RefSeq, a predicted model, not a curated record
AUGAAGCUGGUGCCGAAGAUGGAUUCGAGCCCAGACAAUGACAGCUGGUUGGAGGACCAGUGGGAGCGCUGGCUCACCCACGACAUCAGCUUGGAGGAGUUUGAGGAUGAAGACCUCUCAGAGAUCACCGAGGAGUGUGGCAUCAGCCUGCAGUGCAAAGACACCCUGUCCUUGCGGAUGGACCUGAUCGACGCGGCGGGGGAUUCAAUCCCAGAAACCAGGAGCAACAACGAGGAGAAAACUGAGGCCGCGGCGCGGCGGCCGGGAGCGGGGCCGCCUGAGGCCGAGCCCCGCCAAGAGCCGGCGCCCCGCGGCCAGGGCCAGGGCCAGGGCAGUGGGGACACAUAUCGGCCCAAGCGGCCCACCACGCUCAACCUCUUCCCGCAGGUGCCGCGGUCUCAGGACACACUGAAUAAUAAUUCUCUGGGCAAGAAGCACAGUUGGCAGGAUCGGGUGUCUCGAUCAUCCUCACCCCUGAAGACAGGGGAGCAGACGCCACCACAUGAACACAUCUGCCUGAGCGAUGAGCUGCCGCCCCCCAGCAGCCCCGCCACCACCAAGGAUCGAGGCACCUCCACCGACAGCCCUUGCCGCCGCAGCGCCGCCACACAGAUGGCACCUCCCGGUGGCCCCCCCGCUGCCCCACCGAGCAGCCGCGGCCACUCGCAUCGAGACCGCAUCCACUACCAGGCGGACGUGCGGCUAGAGGCCACCGAGGAGAUCUACCUGACGCCGGUGCAGAGGCCCCCGGACCCUGCAGAGCCCACCUCCGCCUUCCUGCCGCCGGCUGAGAGCCGGAUGUCGGUCAGCUCCGAUCCAGACCCUGCCACCUACCCCUCCACUGCAGGGCGGCCGCACCCCUCCAUCAGUGAGGAGGACGAGGGCUUCGACUGCUUGUCGUCUCCAGAGCGGGCCGAACCCCCGGGCGGAGGGUGGCGGGGGAGCCUGGGGGAGCCACCGCCGCCUCCGCGGGCCUCGCUGAGCUCGGACACCAGCGCCCUGUCCUACGACUCGGUCAAGUACACGCUGGUGGUGGACGAGCACGCGCAGCUGGAGCUGGUGAGCCUGCGGCCGUGCUUCGGAGACUACAGCGACGAGAGCGACUCGGCCACCGUCUAUGACAACUGCGCCUCUGCCUCCUCGCCCUAUGAGUCAGCCAUUGGGGAGGAAUAUGAGGAGGCCCCCCGGCCGCGGCCCGCUGCCUGCCUCUCCGAGGACUCCACGCCCGACGAGCCCGACGUCCACUUCUCCAAGAAGUUCCUGAACGUCUUCAUGAGUGGCCGCUCUCGCUCCUCCAGUGCGGAGUCCUUCGGGCUCUUCUCCUGUGUCAUCAACGGGGAGGAGCAGGAGCAGACACACCGGGCCAUAUUCAGGUUUGUGCCUCGACAUGAAGACGAACUUGAGCUGGAGGUGGAUGACCCGUUGCUGGUGGAGCUGCAGGCCGAGGACUACUGGUAUGAGGCCUACAAUAUGCGCACAGGCGCCCGGGGCGUCUUUCCCGCCUACUAUGCCAUCGAGGUCACCAAGGAGCCUGAACACAUGGCAGCCCUGACCAAAAACAGCGACUGGGUGGACCAGUUCCGGGUGAAGUUCCUGGGCUCGGUACAGGUCCCCUAUCACAAGGGCAACGACGUGCUCUGUGCUGCUAUGCAAAAGAUCGCCACCACCCGCCGGCUCACCGUGCACUUUAACCCGCCAUCCAGCUGCGUCCUGGAGAUCAGCGUGCGGGGUGUGAAGAUAGGCGUCAAGGCUGAUGACUCCCAGGAGGCCAAGGGGAAUAAAUGUAGCCACUUUUUCCAGUUAAAAAACAUCUCUUUCUGUGGAUACCAUCCAAAGAACAACAAGUACUUUGGGUUCAUCACCAAGCACCCUGCUGACCACCGGUUUGCCUGCCACGUCUUUGUGUCCGAGGAGUCCACCAAAGCCCUGGCGGAAUCCGUGGGGAGAGCGUUCCAGCAGUUCUACAAGCAGUUCGUGGAGUACACCUGCCCCACGGAAGACAUCUACCUGGAGUAG